Molecule: messenger RNA, 1761 nt
Organism: Mollisia scopiformis
Lineage: Eukaryota; Fungi; Ascomycota; Leotiomycetes; Helotiales; Mollisiaceae
Product: amino acid permease
Exons: 4
Coding region: 1-1761 (586 amino acids)
Biological process (GO): amino acid transmembrane transport
Cellular component (GO): membrane
Molecular function (GO): amino acid transmembrane transporter activity
Source: RefSeq, a predicted model, not a curated record
AUGGACGAAGAGCACAACCGUCCAUGGACUAGACGAGUUGUAGACAGCUUCAAGAGAGAUCCCCAUGCACAAAUCGUGUAUGCGGUGGAGCCUCAUGCUGGGUUUGAUCACAAAGGCGCUGCUGAGCGAACGGCCAAUUCCGGUCUGAGUCGGAAACUUAAGUCUAGGCAUAUGCAAAUGAUUGCCAUUGGUGGUGCAAUUGGUACUGGUCUUUUUGUCACAUCGGGAGAAGCUCUAUCGACUGGGGGCCCGGCGGCUUUGAUUAUCGCAUUCGGACUUAUUGGUAUCCUCGUCUUUUGCACAGUCCAAGCUCUUGGUGAGCUGGCUGUGUUGUUCCCAGUUGCUGGGUCUUUCUCUGCAUAUUCGACCCGUUUUCUUGACCCCGCAUGGGGUUUCGCGAUGGGCUGGAAUUACGCCAUCCAAUGGCUAGUCGUACUUCCUCUUGAACUCGUUGCCGCCUCGAUCACUCUGACUUAUUGGCCUGGAGCGGCUAACACAAACGAAGCUGCUUGGGUUGUCAUCUUUCUGGUCGUUAUUAUAGCCAUCAACCUUUUCGGUGUUCGUGGUUAUGGUGAAGCGGAGUUCGUGUUCGCUAUUAUCAAAGUGACCGCAGUUAUUGGCUUCAUCAUCCUCGGCAUCGUCCUUGAUUGUGGAGGUGCGGGCGGUGGCUACAUCGGAGGAAGCUAUUGGUACCCCAAUACGGUCAAGCCUAACUACGCCGGCUAUCAGCAAGGACAACCAGCUGGCAGUAUCCUUUCUGGAGCCUUCGCCGAUGGUUUCAAAGGUCUUUGCGCCGUAUUCGUCACUGCAGCUUUUUCUUUCGGUGGAACAGAACUUGUCGGAUUGGCGGCAGCUGAAGCCAGCAACCCGCGAAAGACUCUUCCAACUGCCAUUAAACAAGUUUUCUGGCGCAUUUGCUUGUUCUAUAUGGUUUCCUUGACGCUCGUCUCCUUGCUUGUCCCCUACGGAGAUUCCAGACUUCUCAGUGCCGGUUCCGCAGGUGUGAACGCCAAAGCCUCACCGUUCGUCAUUUCCAUCGAAAAUGCUGGUAUCAGCGUCCUCCCCUCGAUUAUGAAUGCGGUUAUUCUGAUCUCUGUGUUGUCUGUCGGCAACUCCUCCAUUUAUGGUUCGUCUAGAACGCUUGCGGCUUUAGCGGAUCAAGGUCAAGCGCCUCGAAUUCUUGGAUAUGUCGACCGCAAGGGACGUCCUUUGGUAGCAAUUGGUGUUGCAUCCUUAAUUGGAUGCCUCUGCUUUGUUGUCGCUGGAGGUGAAGAGAAAGCUGAAACUGCCCUCAACUGGCUAUACUCUCUGUCUGGAUUGGCGUCAAUCUUUACGUGGGGUUCUAUCUGCUUGGCUCAUAUUCGGUUCCGGAGAGCCUGGAAACUACAAGGCCAUGAGGUUAGCGAGCUCGCAUUCACAUCGCAGGUUGGCGUUCUUGGAUCAUGGGUCGGCUUCAUUUUGAACUGCUUGGUACUCAUCGCCCAGUUUUGGACCGCGGUUUGGCCAAUUGGCUAUGGUGCCAAUGAUCCAACUCCUGAUGACAGAGCUCAGGCGUUCUUCUUGUCAUAUUUGGCCAUGCCGUUUGUUAUCAUACUUUACGUGGGUUACAAGGUAUGGUUCAGAACGCCAUUUAUGCGUGCUCGCGACAUGGAUCUGGUGACGGGGCGGAGAGAGAUAGACACUGCUGUUUUGAUUGAACAGGAUAGGAUUGAGAGAGAGCGGAUGCCCAAAUGGAAACGAUUUUACAAGAUCUUCUGUUAA